CUCUAGGCGAGCUCGUACGAGUCUCUAUGGUGCCGAGCGCUCCUGUGCGCCGCUCCCGCGAGUCCGGGCGAACGUUGCCCCUUUAAUCGGCGGAGGGCGGUGCCGAGGAGGUCCCGCGAGAGCGGCGGGGGGCGGGGGGCGGUGCCGAGGCUGGGGGCCUGUGGCGGAUGGAGCCCGCGAUGGAGCCGGAGACUCUGGAGGCGCGAAUCAACAGAGCCACAAACCCCCUGAACAAGGAGCUGAAUUGGGCCAGCAUCAACGGCUUCUGCGAACAGCUCAACGAGGACUUUGAGGGGCCCCCGCUUGCCACCCGGCUGUUGGCUCACAAGAUCCAGUCACCGCAGGAGUGGGAAGCGAUCCAGGCGCUGACGGUGCUGGAAACGUGCAUGAAGAGCUGCGGCAAGAGGUUCCACGAUGAGGUGGGCAAGUUCCGCUUCCUCAACGAGCUCAUCAAGGUCGUGUCUCCCAAGUACCUGGGCUCUCGGACGUCAGAGAAGGUGAAGAACAAGAUCUUGGAGCUCCUUUACAGCUGGACGGUUGGCCUGCCCGAAGAGGUGAAGAUUGCAGAGGCCUACCAGAUGCUGAAGAAGCAGGGGAUCGUGAAGUCAGACCCCAAGCUUCCAGAUGAUGCUGCCUUUCCCCUUCCUCCUCCACGACCCAAGAAUGUGAUCUUUGAAGAUGAGGAGAAGUCUAAGAUGCUGGCCCGCUUGCUGAAGAGCUCCCACCCCGAGGACCUCCGAGCAGCCAACAAACUCAUCAAGGAGAUGGUUCAGGAGGACCAGAAGCGGAUGGAGAAGAUCUCAAAGCGGGUGAGUGCCAUCGAGGAGGUGAACAACAACGUGAAGCUACUGACGGAGAUGGUGAUGAGCCACAGCCAGGGCGGCGCCUCUGCCCACAGCAGUGAGGACCUCAUGAAGGAGCUGUACCAGCGCUGUGAGCGGAUGCGGCCCACGCUCUUCCGACUGGCGAGUGACACAGAAGACAAUGAUGAGGCCCUAGCCGAGAUCCUGCAGGCCAACGACAACCUCACCCAGGUCAUCAACCUGUACAAGCAGCUGGUGAGGGGCGAGGAGGUCAACGGUGACGCCGCAGCGGGCUCCAUUCCGGGGAGCACCUCGGCCCUGCUGGACCUCUCAGGCCUGGAUCUCCCUCCCGCGGGCACCACCUACCCAGUCAUGCCCACCCGCCCCGGUGACCUGGCCAGCCCCGAGCAGCCUAGCACCUCCGUUUCCCUGCUCGACGAUGAGCUCAUGUCUCUGGGCCUAAGCGAUCCCACACCCCCUUCGGGCCCAGGCUUGGAUGGUGCUGGAUGGAAUAGCUUCCAGUCAUCUGAUGGCGCAGAACCCCCCGCCCCGCCUCGGGUUCCCAGCGCAGACAGCCAGCCCCCGGCACCGAUGUCUCUGCCGGCGAGCAGCGGUCUGGACGACCUGGACCUCCUGGGGAAGACCCUCCUGCAGCAGUCCCUGCCCCCGGAGUCCCAACAAGUGCGGUGGGAGAAGCAGCAGCCAGCCCCCCGGCUCACACUCCGGGACCUACAGAAUAAAAGCAACUGCAGCUCAACCAGCUCCAGUGCCGCCGGCCUCCUCCACGCGGCGUCCCCCGAGCCCCCUGGGCCUCCGCAGCAGCCCACGACGACCGAGCUGUCGCUGGCCAACAUCACUGUGCCCCUGGAGUCCAUCAAACCCAGCAGCAUCUUGCCAGUGACGGUGUAUGACCAGCAUGGCUUCCGGGUCCUCUUCCACUUUGCCCGCGACCCGCUGCCCGGACGCUCGGACGUGCUGGUGGUGGUGGUGUCCAUGCUGAGCACCGCCCCCCAGCCCAUUCGCAACAUCGUUUUCCAGUCGGCUGUCCCCAAGGUCAUGAGAGUAAAGUUGCAGCCGCCCUCAGGCACGGAGCUGCCGGCGUUUAACCCCAUCGUCCACCCCUCGGCUAUCACCCAGGUCCUGCUUCUCGCCAACCCCCAGAAGGAGAAGGUUCGCCUCCGCUACAAGCUUCUCUUCACCAUGGGCGACCAGACCUACAACGAGAUGGGGGAUGUGGACCAGUUCCCCCCACCUGAGACCUGGGGAAGCCUCUAGAACAGGGAGGGGCGGGGGACAGGAGGGGGGAACAGGACUGGCCGCUGUCUAGCCUGCGGGGAGAAGGCUGUGGUGGCCUAGGACACCCUAUGUUCCCACGGCGACAUCCCCUGGGCCUGGUGCUUCUCCCCUCACCCCUGCGGCCCUCUCCUUACUCGUCUCCUCCCCUGCGCAGAUGGACCCAGCCGAAGACUGGGCCUGGGUUUGCACUGCUGGGGACCUUGGCCACAGGGGAGAGCCUAGAGCAGGGAACGGCUGUCUGGCCCUGGAAGGACUUGGGGUCAUGGGGGAGAAGCA
Neofelis nebulosa (Clouded leopard) is the source of this 2375-nucleotide messenger RNA. RefSeq names its product golgi associated, gamma adaptin ear containing, ARF binding protein 1 (gene GGA1). NCBI's taxonomy places the organism in Eukaryota, Metazoa, Chordata, Mammalia, Carnivora, Felidae. Gene Ontology annotation, biological process: vesicle-mediated transport; intracellular protein transport. The coding region runs from base 168 to 2078 and encodes 636 amino acids. The record is from RefSeq and is a predicted model, not a curated record. Gene Ontology annotation, molecular function: phosphatidylinositol binding; small GTPase binding; ubiquitin binding. Gene Ontology annotation, cellular component: trans-Golgi network. The transcript is spliced from 17 exons.